GGUAACAGACAGUGGGCGCGACUCAGUACUUGCUCUACGAUUGGUUACUUUGACAGGGCGGCGAUACCAAGGAAGCGACAACCAAACUGUUUUUUAAUUACACUGUUGAUUUUCCAAUUUUCAGGCACCUGACACUGCAACGUCAGCUAGCUCAUAGCUUGUGUUGUAGGUUAGUUUGUAUGUGCUGUUGGUAUCGCGUCCUGACCCUUCCCAGGCGCCGUACUUUCCAGUUCUACAGGACACGGGGCGAAUAAGUGAUAAAAAAACAAACAGGACAGACAGACAGCUUUCUCUCCUGACAGACAUGGCGACAAACCUCAUCUCCAGGUUGUCUCGUAUUUCUGUGUCCACACAGCGCCUCCUGCUCCACGGUCAGGCCAGUCUCCGGUCAUGGGGGAAGGUUGCGGCGUUAGCGCCGGGGAACAGACAGUUGUGCAGCGACGCUUCUUCACAGAAUAUUAGUCGCUAUCCAAUCCCCACCAAGAACGACCUGCCUUAUGAUAUCGUUGAGCUUAUGGAGGAAGUCGAGGCAAAGGGAGGCUUUUUGCCAAACGUGUUCAAAGUGCUCUCUCACAGACCAGCUGAGUUCAGAAUCUUCUUCGCUUACUACAACGAACUAAUGAACAAGGAGACAGGAAGAUUAUCCAAAGCUGACCGAGAGCUAAUCGUGGUUGCAACCAGCAUCCACAACAGGUGUCUAUACUGCGUGGUAUCCCACAGUGCACUGCAUCGCAUCUACUCUAAGAAACCCACUCUGUCCGAUCAGGUCAUCGUUAACUAUGAGAACGCAGAGCUGGGUCCUCGGGAGCGCGCCAUGCUGGACUUUGCGAUGGCUGUGUGUCGCAGUGACACCAUCACAGAACAGCAUUUCAAGGCGUUGGAGGAAGUGGGCUUUGACCGCGAGGAUGCUUGGGACAUCGCUGCUGUUGCUGCUUUCUUUGCCAUGUCCAACCGACUCGCUCACCUCACUGACAUGAGGCCAAACGCAGAAUUUUACAAUAUGGGCCGUAUGCCACGGGACAAAAGCAAGGACAAAGCAGGGGCAGAUGGCAAGUGAAAAGAGGUGUUUCAGACAAGUUUAUCAUUAUCAUAUGUUAUUGAAUGGUGAAAGGGCAUUAUAAUUAAGUGGGGAAAGGUUACAUGUGUCUCAGGCGAUCAGCUUUUAAAAUGUGUGGUUGUCUUCCAUGACUAAAUCAAUGUAUGCAUAACAUUGCCACAUUUUUACUACCCCGUGUGCUCUAAAUACCAUGAAUAGUUUCCACUUUAUUUCCUUGUCCAUGAAAUCACUUGAAAGAACUCUUUGUCACCGUGUGUCGCUUUGUGUGGUUUUAUGAGCAGCAUUCACUCGUUUUGUAUUUGAAAUCUUCAAAACAAAUAAAUAGAUUAUAUUUUU
Molecule: messenger RNA, 1393 nt
Organism: Solea senegalensis (Senegalese sole)
Lineage: Eukaryota; Metazoa; Chordata; Actinopteri; Pleuronectiformes; Soleidae
Exons: 4
Coding region: 305-1057 (250 amino acids)
Molecular function (GO): peroxiredoxin activity
Source: RefSeq, a predicted model, not a curated record